This is a messenger RNA of Cordyceps fumosorosea ARSEF 2679, 4272 nucleotides long. RefSeq names its product HR1 rho-binding repeat protein. The transcript has a single exon. Gene Ontology annotation, cellular component: TORC2 complex. The record is from RefSeq and is a predicted model, not a curated record. Bases 1 to 4272 code for a protein of 1423 amino acids. Gene Ontology annotation, biological process: TORC2 signaling. Lineage: Eukaryota; Fungi; Ascomycota; Sordariomycetes; Hypocreales; Cordycipitaceae.
AUGCUCGCCAAUUCCUCCGAGGUAGGCCCAAGAGGCCAGACCCCUCAGCAGCCGUCCAACGGCCGUACCAGCCUCGACCGCGAUGGGCCCUCGGGUCUCCAGCCACCCGCCGCCGGUGCCCAUGCCGCCUCGAUGCGCAACCUUUCCACGUCGUUUGGCCCCCGCGGCAGCAGCCUGAACCCGACCGCCGCCCCUGGUAGCUUCAGUUCCGAACUUCGGAGCCAGAUCCUCAUGUCCAGCCGCGCCGGCAGCAGGCUCGACGUCGGCUCCGUCUACGCUGGCGGCGUCAUGGACAAGGUCCUGGAGGAGGCGCCCCACGACUUCGCCUCGGAGCAGCUGCUGCUGCAGCUCAAGGACCGGCUCACCCGCGAGAUGAAGAUCAAGGAGGGCAGCGAGAACAUGCUCGAGGCCCUCAACGUCAAAAAGGCCAAGCAGACCAAGGACCAGCGCCUGCGCGUCGAGGCGGAGCUGAGCGCUAGCAACAUACGCAUCCGCGAGCUGCGUCGCAAGAUAUCCGAAGCGCAGCAGCAGCACACACGACCGGCCACCCCGACGCCAACAUGGAGCCAGGAUACCGUCGUAUCCAACGGCAAUCGGUCGAACCAGAGCCCUGUCAAGUCCAACGCGGACGAGUCUGAUAUUGACGAGGCCGCCGAGAGCCCCUCGUUCGCCCUCGCCGAGUUGCUGCAAGCUCUCGAAGUCGAGGGCAUGGUGCCCGAGUACUACGUCAGCCGCGCCAACCAGCUUGUCGGUCUGUUCAAGAGACAUCCCGCGAUCAAGUAUGACUUGGUGUGGUCCAUCUUUGGCAUGCGCAUGCAAAUGAUGCUUCUCAGCGAAAGUCGCGAGGUCGUCGCCGCCGGCUACCGAGUCACGCGAUAUGCCAUUUCUGACCUGGCCUCGCUUCGCAAGAUCCGCAGCCUCAACACUGAUUUCCUCGUCGUUCGCUCCCUCAACAACUACCGCAAGGCCGAUGUGGAGCGCGAGCAGGCUCUCAAAUUCGUCAGGGCGUUUCUUGACGUUAAAGACGGCGUCAAGGAGAUAUCGAGAGCUGUCGUCAGAACCAUUGCUGCUGUUGCCGAGCAGGGCGAAGAUCGGCGUUCGACUGUCCCAGCCCAUGACCAGAACAUUGAUCGUCUGCGUCCCAUUUGUAUCGAAACCUUGGCCGAAAUUCUUGUCAGAGACGCUCCCCUAUUAAUAGCGUCGGGUGGCCUUGGGCCGUUGUCGGAUGCCCUCUCUGAAGGUUCAUACAAGGCCUCUGAAAGCCUGGCUUCCGUCUUCCUCUUCCUUCUCGAUUCGCCACAAAGACGCAAGUACCUCCAGCCCAGCUACGGUCUAGAUGCCCUCUUCACAGCAUUUACCGAUCCUCUGGGGACCAACGAAAUCAUCUUAAAGCAAAGCUGCCGCGCCAUCGCCAUUGCGAUGAGGUCAUGGUCUGGUAUCAUGACCCUAAGCAUGUACGACUUUCGGUCUAUCCGAUCUCUCAUCUACAGUAUGCUUCUUCCCGCCGAAAAUUUACGGGAGACUGUGCUGGAUCUCUUGUUUUCUUUACUGCGAAUCAAACCUCCUGCUUGGGCGACGUCUUUCCUUGCUGGUCGUCGAUUAACUACCUAUGGUCGCGUUGCCAAUAUGAAGUCGGGCGAUGCGAAAGAACGGCCGGCGCCAUACAUGGAGGAAGAUGGGACUGAGCAAAAUUUCGUCGAUCACUAUACUGCUCUUAUUCUGGCUAUCCUCAUCAAGGCUGGCCUGAUGCAUAGCUUGUUGCAGACUGCGCAAAUAGAGCAAGACCCUAUGGUGAAGCGCAAAAUAUCGCUACUGCUCUCAGAGGUCCUGAAACUUGCCAGCCGGCUGCUACCACCGACUUGGAGCGCGGAGCUCCAGCUACUGCCCGAGCUUUUCAAGGCCGCCACCGAUUUUUCCACGGAGCAGCAUUUUGUGGCAACCGGCAUUGUCUAUCAGAUAAGCAGCGUCAGUAAGACCUUAUACAGGAGCGCACCGUCGGAAACAAUGGCUAGUAUGCUUCCCUCGAGCGACAGCAUGAUCGAUUUGGCCGCCUUGGAAGAGCAACCUCGAGCAAAUACCACCCUUAUUUUGGACGAUACCGCCUUCCGCCAGUUGCUGAUCGACUCUGGUGUCCUCAACAGUUCCAACUAUGCGAAAUGGAAUUGGGACAUAAUCAUGAAGAUUAUCAGCGGUCCGCUGCAUACCGGCAAACGGCUAGAGGAAGCCGUGAGAGCAUCCAAAUGGAUGAAGCGCAUCAUGAGCUUCUAUCGGCCAUUCAAAUACAAGUUUGCCGAAAUCAAAAACACGCGCAAUACGCAAAAAUAUAUUCAGGCUGGUUGUGCCUUGAUGCACGCGCUGUUGCAAUCGAACGAGGGCGUCAACAUACUGGCUGACAGCAAACUAGUCCGCCAAAUUGCAGAAUGUCUUGCACAAUGUGAUCCGACAAGCGGUCUGACUGCGCAGUAUCCAUUAUUUGCAAAAGAUCGUCUUACCGAUACUCUUUGCCAUGGGUAUUUUGCCAUGCUUGGUGUCUUAACUGGCGAGCCCAAGGGCAUAAUGCUUCUCGAACGAUGGAAGAUGUUCAACAUGAUGUAUCACAUUGUCGACUUGAAGCAGCGACCAGACUUGAUCAAGCUUCUGCUUACCAACUUUGACUAUACGCUGCAAGGACAUCACCGUGUAUUGCUCGCCAAGGCUCUUACCGCGGGAACAAAGGAUAUCCGAAUUUAUGCAACCGAGGUGCUACGCAAGUGUACCCUUCGUCGUCCUGUUGCUACCAACGCACUGGGGGAUGUCAGCGACUCCCGAUGGGCCAUCCAGUUGUUAUCAACGCAACUUUACGAUCCCGAAAUCGAUGUGUGCGCGGCCGCCGUAAAGAUCUUGGAGAAAGCAUGCAACCGAAAGAGGUACCUAGAAUAUGUCGUCGAGUGCAGGCCAGCUUUGGAUCAUCUCGGUGAGAUUGGCGCGCCGCUACUUCUACGUUUCCUAUCCACCUCGAUCGGGUAUCACUAUUUAGACGGACUUGACUACAUCAGCAACGAAAUGGAUGACUGGUUCCUGGGUAGAAACGACAGCUACGUCGGCGUCGUUGAGGCAUCUCUUGCAAAAGCGUUCCUGCUAGAUGGUGACGAGCAUGGACAGCAAUCUACCAUGUUUGACGAACCUAGCCACGGAGCGGAAUUCCAUGACAACCAUCUACCGCCUCAUUUCUACAGAGAGCUGACGAGAACAAAGGAGGGCUGCAAGCUGUUGCGAGACAAGGGGCACUUUGACGAAUUCGCGGCCACAAUUCGCGAUCAUGGUAUGCAAGCAGAAGACACGGAGCUCAUCACCAAGGUCAAGGCCUGCAUGUGGGCGGUCGGCAAUGUUGGUUGCAUGGAGCUUGGGGCGCCAUUUUUGGAGGCCAGCGACGUGGUUGAGCAUAUUGUUCGCAUUGCCGAGGCGCACGACGUGAUGAGUCUCCGAGGGACGGCAUUCUUCGUUCUAGGCCUCAUCUCUCGCUCCACGCAUGGGCUGGAGAUUUUAUCGGAAUAUGGAUGGGAUGCGAGUACGACGCCGACGGGUAACUCCCUCGGAUACUGCCUUCCAACCGAUCUCAGCAAGCUGCUAUCGCUGCAGCCAUGGCAGCCAGUUGUAGCGACAUCCAUUGAAUUGCCCGUCACGCAACGGACAAUUCGCGACCCGCCACCGGUCUGGAGCUCGACGCCGGCCAAAGAAAAUGCAGAGAUUCCGCCUUUGCUCACCGACGAACAGGUCAACUCGCGCAUUGUCGAGCUUCUCGUAGAUCUCGGUAACACGGUCCUUUAUAAGAGGGCAGCGAUGGAACUACAGAAGCUUAAGCAGCGCAAGCCGUCGGCGUUUCGCAGCACCGACUUUUUCAAAUACGUCAUGGGACUGAUGGAGUGGAACCACUACCGUCUGGGCGUGCGCAGGAUGGUGAUUGAUUUCUUUGACAAGAACGUUAUGCGCCAGAUUGUCUUUGAGGAAUCCGAUGACGAGGAAGACGAGGAAGAUGAGGAGUCGGAAGAGAGCAGUGAGGGGGAGUCGGAAGGGGAGGACACCAUCUCCAAGCGCGCGCAAAAGGAGGAGGAGCAGCGACAAAGGUUUCGCCAAGCAAAUGGGAGCGAGAAGGAAGAGGACGGAGGGGGGAAUUCGAGCGGCAACAGUCUCAACAGCGACGACAACCGCACGGAGAGACAGCGCAGCGUGAGCGAGCCGACCGAGUACCUACGAACCAGCAUGCUGCCUCCGCCGCUUAACUUGGGGCGGUAG